Tachysurus fulvidraco (yellow catfish) is the source of this 5237-nucleotide messenger RNA. Its product is annotated as histamine H3 receptor. Gene Ontology annotation, biological process: adenylate cyclase-activating adrenergic receptor signaling pathway. The record is from RefSeq and is a predicted model, not a curated record. Gene Ontology annotation, cellular component: membrane. Lineage: Eukaryota; Metazoa; Chordata; Actinopteri; Siluriformes; Bagridae. The transcript is spliced from 4 exons. Bases 230 to 1480 code for a protein of 416 amino acids. Gene Ontology annotation, molecular function: histamine receptor activity.
GGGGUAGUACGCACGUUUGGAACGCAGCCUUUACUUCCAUAGUAAGGGUGGGUUGGUGCGAAGAAUUUACUCACGCGCUGUCUAAGCGCGCUGUCUAAGCUGUUGGUGCAUCGCCUCAGCUCUCCAGAAAACGUCAAAAGAAGAAAGGACACUCCGACGAGUUUAAAAGCCGAACAAUGUGUGUAAAGUCGCCUCCUCUGUCUGAGUUAAAGGCAGCACGGAGUUGACCAUGUUAACCUGCUUCUCUGGACACAGUAACUCCAGCGCUGAACAUGCCGGCAUCCCCGGCGCCACCGUCAUCCUGGCCGCAUUAAUGAUGGUCCUGGUGGUCGUCGUGGUCGUGGGAAACGCGCUGGUUAUCUUUGCAUUUGUCGUGGACAAGAGCCUCCGAAAUCAGAGCAACUACUUCUUCCUUAAUUUGGCUAUAUCAGAUUUUCUGGUCGGGGCAUUCUGUAUCCCCGUGUACAUGCCCUACAUCUUGACAGGUCGAUGGAUGCUGGGCCGGGGCCUCUGCAAGCUGUGGCUCGUGAUGGACUAUCUUCUCUGUACUGCCUCCGUCUUCAACAUAGUCUUAAUCAGCUACGACCGCUUCCUAUCUGUCACCAGAGCUGUGAGGUACAGAGCACAGCAGGGCAUGACUCAGCUCGCUGUGGGAAAGAUGCUGGCAGUGUGGCUGCUGGCUUUUCUCCUCUAUGGCCCAGCCAUUAUCUUCUGGGAGGAUGUAGCUGGCCAGAGCAUUGUUCCAGCUGAUGAGUGCUUUGCCGAGUUCUAUUGCACAUGGUACUUCCUGCUUAGUGCAUCUACCUUUGAGUUCUUCUCACCAUUUAUCUCAGUGACCUUCUUCAAUCUCAGCAUCUACCUCAACAUCCAGCGGCGGAACAAGAGCCGUGCAGUUCACCGAGGUGCAGAGAAAGAGGAUGGCUGGAGGGUAGUGGAUGGUGGUGCGUCGCCUUCGUCUGCAGUCUUUUUUGUCAGGACACGCAAAGUCUCCUCCAGUGAACUGGCACCCGUUUCAGCGGUGAUCGAGGAAGACAUGGAGAUUUCUCCAUCCUCCAGUGGAGACCCCAGCUGCAGCCAUUCAGUGUCUCUCUCUCUGAAGACAGUCAGUAAGAAGAAAGGAGCACUUAGCUGCUGGUUAAAGACACGCAUGGUUCAGUCACAGGCACCCUCAAGGAAUGGGGAGCAUUCGCGUCUCUCGCGGGACAAGAAGAUCGCCAAAUCUUUGGCGAUAAUAGUGUGCGUUUUCGGUGUGUGCUGGGCUCCGUACACCUUGCUAAUGAUCAUUCGAGCAGCCUGCAGUGGCAUGUGUAUAGAACAUCACUGGUACGAAGUCACAUUCUGGCUUCUUUGGCUCAAUUCAGCCAUCAACCCUUUCCUGUAUCCGUUGUGCCACAGCAGCUUUCGCAGGGCCUUCGCCAAGAUCCUUUGCCCCAAACGACAAUCUGUCAGGCCACAUGAGGACAACCCAUCCUGCCAGUGACAGCAGACAAGAUUUCACACAGUUUUCUGCAGAUUGUCAGAGGGGAUAAUGUGUGAAUAUUGAGGCAGCAGCCUGUAAGAUGCUCAUGUCUGAGAAAAUCAAUAAGAUCAUAGGCAGCUUAAUUGUCUGGAGAGAAAACGUCUUAAUUUUUGACUGCACAAUUUUGAUUUUCAGAUCUCUGUUAAACUUCUCAAACUUUCUGACCGUUGGCAAGAAAUAGUGUUAAAAGUAAUGCAUGAGCAUGUACAAUCCAUUCCAUCAUCCUCUCGAUUAUCCUUCAUAACGAGGAUGUGCAUUCAGCUAGACAGAGCUUAGAGUGUAAUAAUGCAAAGGAAGGCAGAGAAAAACUAAUCUUAGAGACGUUCUCUGUCCCUUUGCUGCACUCUGAACAUAGUCUGGUGUUGUUUUUGAAUGUGAGACAAACUGGUGUUGGUUUUAUAAUUUAUAAAGGAAUGUGACUUGUGUUUUCACAGGUUUGAUUUACAAUUUGGAAGGACAGCUGAAUUUGAGCAAAUGUUCUGUUGUUUUAAUCUGCCAGUUUAACAAAUAAUGACAAAUGGAUUCUCAAUUCUAUGUGUGUGGAUGUCUGCACCCACAUGGUGUGUGACUGUAUUGUUGACACUUAAAUAAUGAAUUGUGACUUAUUUAAAAAAAAAAGUGACAUUUUUAGAAACAGUCAUUUAAAGGGUGUUUUUUAAAUGAUCCUUGUACACAGUUCAAUUUCCACUGCUUCUCAAAUGAUUUGUUGUUUCCAUAAAAAUAAACUUGACAUUUGUGAACUCUUUAAAAUGCCACAGUAACAAACACACUACAGGUGUGUUUAGUUACAAUCAAGUAGCCCUGAUAUUUAGUUAUGCACUCUCUGAAACAAUCACUAGACCUUAAUCUGACUGCAAAAUCGCACCAUUUUCUGAGAAUGUCUUAUACAUGUCAUGCAAUUCAGCCCUCUGUGUUGCACAGUAAUCAGAUUUACUUGUCCAGUGCAGCUCAAACUGCAUAUUAUAACUAUCAAUAUACAUUUAGCACAGAGUGACAGUGAACUGCACCCUUUAGUUAGUAAAAGCUUUUUUCCACAUCGGUUCGAGCAAUCAACUGCUCAAUUUCAAUUCAAUAUUAAUCAGAGGCAUUCUCCUCAAACCUCAGGUCUGUUAAACAGCCAUUUCUAUAUGGAUGCCAUGUGUUAAAUAAAGCAGCACAUUAAGAUGAAUGAGGUAAAAAUGCAGAUAGUAAAGGUGUUUAUAUGCAGCAUUUUCAUGGAUUUCAUUAUGAUUUGUAAAAAGCUCUGGAAUAUUAUUUCUUUUUCUGAAAAAAAAUAAAAAGUUUCAGUCAUAUACACAUAGAAGAAAACUGUAGGCUAUUAUGCAAAUCAGUAGUUGAAUAAGCUCCUGAGCUUCACUUUAAUGAGGUUUCCUCAAAUGAAACGAGCAUUAAUCAUGUACUGAAAAGAAAUCCCAUAAGAAGCUGUAAUGGGUUGUCUGAAAUUAUAUAGCUUAAGCAGUUGGGAGAAUUGAGUGAAAAUCUGUGCAUCUGUCAUUAAUUCCUCUGUCAACAUGAGAUAAAACUCUGAAGCAGAGAGAUAUUAGAAAUAUCAAUUAUACAAGGAGAAUAUUAACUAGGCCAGAUCUGGUGACUGCAGUCUUGAUAAAAAAGGAAAGCAGGUCAAAAAUCCUUCAACAUGCUGAUGAUCACAGCCACAGCACUUUAAUGUUAAGAGCAGUGCUAUCAUUUCUGAUCUCUUUUUUCCCCAAUGAACUUUUCAUUUUUGACCUUUAUUAUGAUUGUAGGUCUACUACCAAUGGCAUCCUCAUAGUGUAGCUAGGAGUCAGAUGAUCGUCCUUACAGCCACCAUUAGUAUCCUCCUGUUAGUCUCUGGGUGAAGAUGAAACAGAGACUCAUUAAAGAACUGGAAGCAGGGCGCAGUGUCAACACGCUUCCACUUUAGGCUCCGCUGUAAUUUAGAAUGUGGCAGUACGAUCGGGCCCCGGGGCAAAGCCGAUGAGGAAGGCAGACGCAAACUCAUUUAAGAGUGUUAUCUCACCCACGCUGCAGCUCUCCUACCCUGAGAGCUUAAUGAACAGUGGUACACACAUCACGGACCACACAUCUGCUGAUAAUGCUCUUAUCAAUCGCUGGCUUGUAGCUUACAAGGAACUUGCAUAUGAGAUUAAUCAUAUUCCCAAUCAAUCCUUAGACCUCUUCUGAGAUAGCAUGUAUUGAUAGUAAGCUUUUAUUAACACACAAAUUAAAAUUGGGCAUGCAGUGAUUUAGUAUUAAUCAAGGGAGCAUCAUGAAACAUUUUAUUUAGCUCUGUGUUGACUGUGAAAUCCUUUCAUGUUUUCAUGAGAUCUUAUAGUGCUUAAAUAGUAUCUAUACUAAAGAGCGAGAAGACAGUGGACCUUUUCAUGAGAUCUUAUAGUGCUUAAAUAGUAUCUAUACUAAAGAGCGAGAAGACAGUGGACCUGAACGACAAAGAGCAGCAUCAGCGAGUGUGGCCAUUAUAAAUGAGCUUUAUAAAUGGUAUCUCCUGCUCGCUAUUAAAGAUACAUUUGCUGACUGACUAAGCAAUAAAAACUAUACCAUGCUUACUUCACAUGGUGUCAUCUAGCACUGGAGCAUCUUUUUUCAGAUUGAUGCAUCCCUAUUAAAAACCUGUUCAUGUCUUUUUACGCUUUCACUGUUGGUAAACAAAACAUCCAAUAGAAGCUUUGAACACUUCUUCAGAACUAGAUACAGAAAUGGUCCAAACAAUAAUUAUCACUAGCAUGUUAUAGUGACCCAGUAUGGCAUAACGGCUGGAAAAUGAUGUCUUGGUGCUACAGAGUUUUGUCUGCACAUACACUAGAUGAAAGCGGCAGUGGGAGUGUACAGCACUAGCAGUUGGUCAGUGGGUGUAUGUUGCACAUUUGCAAUGAUGUGACAAAAGCAAGACAAUAAAUGAGCCCCACUGCACUGAAUGUUGCUGCCACCACAGCCACUUUUCUGGCUUCUUCAAAAGCAUUUCGAAGUUGCUUUGAACAAGAAUGGAGGGACAAGCUAGAAAAUAAGCUGUGCAUAUUAAAACAAGAAGCUGAUAUUCCAAUCACAUUCUGUUUGGAUAUUGAAUGACUUGGAAAGGCAAACACUGCAAAUUGAUUAUAUUGAUGGGAAAUAGAGGCUGUAAUAUGCAUGAUGCAACUGACAAUGAUCAGUUCCACUGAAACUCAGAGACAGAGAGCUGUACCUGCAAAGGUAUUCCAAAAGUAAAGCCAGACGUUGAGCAUCGGCUGGCCAGAGCGAAUGAACUGAAUUCAAAUAGCUGCGAAGAACAGCACAUGUAAUAUGCAUGGUUUCACCAGAGGAAACAAUGAGUGUGUGCAUGACACAAGUGUGAGAGGAAAGUGAUGGAGCUGUAAUGAGUCUCAUUUGGCAGGUAGAUGAAAGGAUGGAUAAGAGAGAAGGAUGGCUCUCCUGUCAUGAAAUUGAUAUGCAUUUUAAAAGAGGGAGACAUUUUGUUUUAAAGCUAAGCAUCCCAGUUCCCCAGUUCCCCAUGAGGACAGGUUAGGGUCUAAUGUGAUUGCAAAAAGAAUUAAUAACUGUUUAUGAGCUUUGCUUAACUGAGGAGAGGAUAUUUGACUCAAACAGGCAAUUCCCAUCAUAUAAACAAAAAACACGCCAUACACAUCAAUACAAGAGCUGCCUAUGACAUGUUUAUCCAUCUAAACAUGAUAAAUCUCCAAACUCACCCUGAUAAUGCUGCCAUGAUCAUGUUAAGAAUUAA